Molecule: messenger RNA, 120 nt
Organism: Hippopotamus amphibius kiboko
Lineage: Eukaryota; Metazoa; Chordata; Mammalia; Artiodactyla; Hippopotamidae
Exons: 1
Coding region: 1-120 (39 amino acids)
Source: RefSeq, a predicted model, not a curated record
AUGUAUUUGGGAGAUAGUCACGUUCUGUUGAAUACCUUGUGCUGGUGCUGCCAUAGGAAAAUCUGGUUACACUCCGGGGAGGUCUGCCGCGGCUGCAGGACGGAUCCGCCUCGGCCCUGA